Messenger RNA from Triticum turgidum subsp. durum (durum wheat), 1986 nucleotides. Lineage: Eukaryota; Viridiplantae; Streptophyta; Magnoliopsida; Poales; Poaceae. The record is from the annotation of a GenBank genome assembly.
AUGGCGUCCAAGGCCGUUGCUGAGAUAGUCGAUGACAAGCAAUGCAGUAAAAGCGCCGCCGAGUCGUCCGAGGCGGCGCCUUCUCGGAGGCAGUCCGAGGAGCUAAUUGGGGGAGCAGGCAAAUCGGGGCCUGCCUCACCGAGAGCAGUUCCCCCAGGUGAUGUGGCCACGUCCAGUGGAGUGAAAGAACAAGAUAAAGACUGCAGUUCUGUUGACGGCUCUGUGAAACUGGACGAAGACGAAGAUGCGGAGAAGAGCUCGCUGCGAGGGAGCGUCAAGGAUAGCUCCGUUUCUGCCAAGUACAGCGACGGUGCAAGCAGCCUGACAAAGGCGAGCGGCAGCACCAAGGUCAGCGGCCACGCCGAUUUGGUCCAGAGCGGGAAGAGCAGCGUUUACCGGGCCAGCGCUGGCAGCGAUGUCAGUGAUGAUAGCACCUGUAGCAGUAUAUGCAGCAGCGCUAGCAAGCCUCACAAGUCCAAUGAUUCAAGGUGGGAGGCGAUUCAGGUGAUCCGAACCAAAGAAGGUUCGCUAGGAUUGAGUCACUUCAGGCUGCUUAAGAGGCUUGGCUGUGGUGACAUUGGCAGUGUUUACUUGUCAGAGCUUAGUGGCACGAAAUGCUACUUUGCUAUGAAGAUCAUGGACAAGGCGUCUCUAGCUGGCCGCAAAAAGCUUCUGAGAGCCCAGACUGAAAGGGAGAUAUUGCAGUGCUUGGACCAUCCUUUCCUUCCGACUUUGUACACCCACUUUGAGACUGAUAAAUUCUCAUGCUUGGUGAUGGAGUUUUGCCCUGGAGGGGACCUGCAUACCCUAAGGCAGAAACAGCCUGGGAAGUAUUUCCCCGAACAAGCUGCCAACGCCCACCCCAAGGAGAGCCCACAGUCAAAAUUAGCUUCCCAACUUACCCCUGGAAAAUUACUCUCUUGUGGGUUCGGGAACGAUUCUUUGGACGCGAGGAGCGAGUCGAGCUGGCUAUUCCCGUUGAACGUUGGCCUUGACCUGAAGGACCUCCUCGUGCAAUACGUGCAGUCGGAAGAUAGAAAUAUCAGCUCGUAUCAGUCGGUACUAACAAACAGUGUUAAGUGUACAAACUCAUGUUUAUCUUUAAAAUAUUUGUACAGGUUUUAUGUAGCAGAGGUGCUUCUUGCUCUAGAAUACCUGCACAUGCUCGGUAUCAUAUAUCGGGACCUCAAGCCAGAGAAUGUUCUUGUGAGAGAAGAUGGCCACAUCAUGCUGUCAGAUUUUGAUUUGUCCCUUCGUUGUGAUGUGAGCCCUACACUUCUUAAAUCUUCCAACCCUGGUGUAGAUCCUAACCAAAAGGGCAAUCAAGCUUAUUGUGUACAACCGGUGUGCAUUGAGCCAGCCUGUAUCCAGCCUGCUUGCGUUACGACAACCACAUGCUUCUCUCCUCGCUUUUUCUCCUCCAAGUCCAAGAGGGAGAAGAAGGAAAAGAAGGCAAAGGCAGACAUGGCAACCCAGGUCAGACCGCUCCCUGAGCUUGUUGCAGAGCCCACAGAUGCAAGGUCUAUGUCAUUCGUUGGCACUCAUGAAUACUUGGCACCUGAGAUCAUAAAGGGUGAGGGGCAUGGGAGUGCUGUGGACUGGUGGACUUUUGGCAUAUUCUUGUAUGAACUUCUUUUUGGCAAGACUCCAUUCAAAGGUUCAGGGAACAGGGCAACGCUAUUCAAUGUUGUUGGCCAGCCCCUCAGGUUCCCAGAAUCACCUGUUGUGGGUUUUGCUGCAAGGGAUCUCAUAAGGGGGUUGCUGAUCAAGGAGCCACAGCAUCGAUUGGCGUACAAACGUGGAGCCACAGAAAUAAAGCAGCACCCAUUCUUUGAAGGUGUUAACUGGGCAUUGAUAAGGUGCGCUACUCCUCCAGAUAUCCCCAAGCCAGUUGAAAUCCCUCGGCCAGGAGCCUCGACAAGUCAGAAGGCAACACCGUCAGCCGAGAAAGGUCCAGACAAUUAUCUUGAAUUUGAUUUCUUUUAG